UGACGUGAUUUCAACUAAGUGCACAACCGAACUAGCAACAUAAAACGGGAUAAAAUUGAAUAAAAACUGACAUUAUAUCGUUGUUUUCCCUCCUAGUUUUAUUUGGAUUACGCAUCAUCAAACUGUGAAUAUCUGGCAACGCGUUUAAUACGGAUUCCGUCCUAUAAACCUUGUCCAAAAUCGAAAGGAAGUCGUGAAAUGGUUUCCACGGAAUUUUCGACAAUGAGAGAAUAGUUAUGUUUUGAACAUUUUAUCAGACCUCCUUUUAUUAAUUAAGGACUAUUUAAAGUCCUUUUACAGCCACAAUGACCUCCAAGGCAGGGAUCACAGACAGAAUAGACCCUUUUGUGAAUAAGGCUGCUAUUAAAUCGAAAAAGCAGAAAAGAUCUCAGGGUUCAUCUCAUUACAGAACUAAAAAUGCCCCAGAAUUGCAGGCAUUGCCACAUUUAAAAGAUACUGCACCGUCGGAUCAACAAGAGCUGUUCACCAAGAAGCUGCAGCAAUGUUGCGCGGUGUUCGACUUCAUGGACCCCGUGUCGGACCUCAAGAGCAAGGAGGUGAAGCGAGCGUGUCUCAACGAACUUGUAGACUACAUCACAGCAACACGUGGCGUGUUGGCAGAACCUGUCUAUCCAGAGAUUGUCAGAAUGAUCGCCUGCAAUAUAUUCCGCACGUUACCUCCCAAUGACAACCCGGAGUUCGACCCAGAGGAAGAUGAGCCAACCUUGGAGGCCUCUUGGCCCCACUUACAGAUUGUGUACGAGUUCUUUCUACGAUUUCUUGAAUCUCCAGACUUUCAACCCAGCCAUGCAAAAAAGUUUAUUGAUCAAAAGUUUGUUCUUCAAUUGUUAGAAUUAUUCGACAGUGAAGACCCACGUGAGAGGGACUUCUUAAAGACUGUACUGCAUCGGAUAUAUGGCAAAUUCUUAGGCUUACGAGCUUUCAUUAGGAAACAAAUUAAUAAUAUAUUUCUUAGGUUUAUAUAUGAAACAGAGUCAUUUAAUGGAGUCGGUGAAUUACUAGAGAUUCUAGGCAGCAUUAUCAACGGGUUUGCGUUACCGUUAAAGUCGGAGCACAAGCAGUUUUUAAUGAAGGUUUUAAUUCCCCUACAUAAAGCAAAGAGCUUGAGUUUGUAUCAUGCCCAGCUGGCGUAUUGUGUUGUGCAGUUUCUAGAGAAGGAUGCCAGUCUGACAGAAGAUCCGAAACAAAAGCAUGAUAAAUUCAGCAUAACAGAAAGUGUGAUCAAGGGACUUCUGAAGUUUUGGCCAAAGACUUGUAGUCAGAAAGAGGUUAUGUUCCUGGGAGAAAUAGAAGAGAUUCUGGAUGUAAUAGAGCCCACACAGUUCCAGAAAAUCAUGGAGCCACUCUUCAGGCAGAUAGCACGCUGUGUCUCCAGUCCACACUUUCAGGUUGCAGAGCGUGCGCUGUACUAUUGGAACAACGACUAUGUGACCCAGCUGAUUGAGGAGAACUCGAGCGUGGUGCUGCCCAUCAUGUUCCCUGCGCUCUACAAGAUCUCCAAGGAACACUGGAACCAGACCAUCGUGGCCCUCGUCUACAACGUCCUCAAGACCUUCAUGGAGAUGAACAGCAAGCUGUUUGACGAUCUGACUGCUAACUACAAGUCUGAACGGCAAAAGGAGAAGAAGAAGGAAAAGGACCGAGAAGAUCUGUGGAAGAAAUUGGAGACUCUUGAAGUGAAGUCUGGAAAUAAAAACAAGCUUCUCAACAAUGUGUCCUAAUGGGGCACCUACGGGCUGCCAACAGAUACGUGGCCACAGACAAACGUUUUCAUGACUCCUACAGCGGUAUAGAAAAGGGAAAAGCUUUAUCUACAAAUAUCUGCUUGUUUCGACGUAUAGUGGACUGUAGUAUGCAGAUUUCAGAUUUUUUUAUUAUGGCUUUGUAAUGAACUUUUUUACAAGUGUGACAUUAUACAUCGGUAUUUAACUUCGAAACUUUUGUUACAGCUAAUCUACUGGGUGGAAUUAAGUGUCUGAUGACUGGAACAUGGCGUCAGGUGAUUAAGAUUGUGCAUCAGUUGGCUGUCACUGAGUGAUGUUUAUUUAUUCCAAUUGAGUACAACAGAUGUAUCUUUGUACAUACCGGGCAUAAUGGUUUGUAGACGAAUAAAUGAAAAAGUAAAAUCUCUACAUAAUUUAUUGUAAUACUAGGCCUUAUAGAAUUGUAAAUGGUGUGAUUUUGGUGUUAUAAGAAAAUGAAAGAUAGUUAUGGAACAAUUAGCCGUCAGCUUGUUUGAUUUGUUACAUCAAUUAUUGUCAAUCCUUUGAAUUACUGACUGCUUUUGCUUCCCUAAAAAGGGUAAUUCUCUGACAGCAUAAUGCGUGGAGCUAUGUUUGUGGAAACAAUUCCUGAGUAAGCCGAGGUUGAUUUCUGCACUUCAGUUCUGUACUAUUGAUCUGUGACAAGUGCAGUGUAAUUCCUGUAAUGCAUUCAGACUCAUCUAGGGGUAUUUAUUUUUGCUGUGGUGCGUAUAUAUUUAAGGUUGCUGGUGAGACUAUGGUAUCUUUAAUGAGCUUGAUAAACGUAUACAACAGUCUCAUAGGUCAGCAUAUGUGUGAAGCAUAUCACAGGGCUGUGGCUAUUGAAUGAGUAGUUAAAUAAUGUGUUUUAUAUAUAAGCCAUGCUCUGGAAAACAUGGUUUAGUGAAUUUGCAUAAAGUGUAGUCCUUAAUUGGCUUGUGUAGUCUGCAGAGGCUAAUCAGGGACCACACUUUCCUAUUUUUAUGGUAUUUUUUGGUUUAGAGAAAGUCUUUUUAUGGGAAAAUCCAUUUUAGACCUAAGUGUUGUCCCUGACUAGCCUCUGCGGACUGCCAUGCUUAUCUUUGACAACACUGAACACAUGCAUAAGCCCAGUUUUCCAUGAACCGGACUCGUAUUAUGUGAUUUGAUGUUGUUGUGUAGCCGGCAUCCCAUUUAUUGUGCUUUUAUAUGUUCCAUUAGAGGAAAAUGUGUGAGCUAAUUGACUUAUUGUUUGGGCAUUUUGUCCAAUGCAGUAUCUUAAGUACAUUGAAACUGUUACACUAUCACAUAUGUAUGGCUGAAUGUUCAAACACUUUGCUGCAUUUUAUGUUAAACUUUACAAGCCUCAUUUGCUCAACUGCAUGUUAAAUUACUUAUAAUAAAUUGUACACAAUUUUAAAUUAUGUAGUUUAAUGUUUUUAAGAGAAAAGAUGUAAGAAAUUCCCUGUUUAGGAAAUUGGCAAAUACAAGUGCAUGCUUCUAUGUAUUUUGCUUUGUUACAAUGACCUUAAGAAUUUGUAUGAUUUCUACUUGAGUUUGGUAAUUAUGUGGUUACGUUCUACUAAUUCUCCUUCCAUGUCUGCUUUGUCUAAGUACAUUAUGCAUUACAUCCUGUGUUCCACUGAAGUUGACUGCAGCGUUGUUAGUGAAAUCAUUGUUUAGUUUUCCGUCCAUAUUGUCAAUAUUAAUCGUGUGUUUACAUGUUUGUUCACUGCACACAUUAUCCUUCAAAUCUUCAACAAAACAGUGCUGAUAAAAUAUGAAAUUAAUGCCUUUUUGUUUGAAGGAACACUACAGGUAAACACAUGCUUUUCACAGUGUAACAAUUGUUUUUCUCAUUCUUGCUUAAUAUCAUUAACUUGUGGCAAUAACCCCAUCUGUGUGGCAAAGUUCAUUUCACUUGUGAGACAUUGGUAUAGCCUCCUGUCAACAAGCUCAAUGUGCAUAUAUGAGCCGAUCAGGACAAAUGAAUGCAUAUGGGCGCCCACAGGCUAAUCUGAGACUGCAGACUGCACAGGCUUAUCUGGGAUUUAACUUUACACACAAGCCGUAACUCUUUAAGUGCUGGAACUGAAUUUUGAAGGCCUUUGCAAACAGUUUGGAUCCAGAUGAGACGCCACAGAACGUGGCGUCUCAUCAGGAUCCAAACUGUUUGCUAUUCUGAUAGGUUUCUUUUAAAAAAUCUGUGAAAAUGCUAAUUUUAGAAAUUCAGCAGACGACAUUUUUGCAGACGACAAAUUUCCCAGCAUGCAAAGGGUUAAUCCCUGAUUGACCCAGAGCAUGGCUCACAUAUAGUGGAUCUUGUUGGAAUUUCUGCUAUAAACUCUUGUGAUCAUAGUCAUAAUUUGACAUGCUUAGGUUAUCGCAUAUCUUAUAAAUCCACAUUUAAACAGAUAAUGUUUGUGUUAUUUUUAUACAAGCUUUGAAUUCAAAGAAUGCUAUUGAAUCUGUCCACAUUCAUAAUUAUUAAUUGUAUGACUAUUAGGCAUUUAUAGAACACAUAAGAUGAUUUUAAUAAAACAUUUUUGUUUAAUUAGGUUGAUUUUAUCAGUAUCCCUUAUUCUCAAAGUAUCGGCCCUCCUCAUAGUAUCGUGACUUUAAAGAAAGAAAACAAAGUAAUGGAAAGUUAGUGUUUUUUCAAUGUUUAAAAGUUGUAUUUUAUUUGAUGGUUAUCCAUGACUAUUGUGACUGUCAUUCUCAUGAUUUCUGGUGUUUAUUGGAAAGUAGGUCAUGCUUAUUCCAGGGUGAUGCUAUGAUUUUUUUAAUUUGAUAACACACAACUAUGUUAAAUUGUUUAUGGAUAAAUAGUAGCUUUAUCAGAUGUUUUAUAUGCUGCUUAUUUGUGAAUAAAAUGUAAACAUAUUUUAAGAAUAAUGAGCAAUAUUUUCUUUUUUCAAUUAAGAUACUAUUUUUAGAACAAGAACAUGGGCAUAGUAACAAAUCUUAGCCAACAAUCAGAAGGGCCGCUACAUGUAUUAUGAGAACCAUUGUACAUGAUACAGAUUACUAUAGGGAGCUAAGUCUAGCCAGUAUUUUGACAAAACAAUGUCGAUUUAAAUGCAGUUUUAGUUGUUCUGUCCAAAAAAACACAUUUAACUAUAUAUUGACAUAACACAUGCGUGUUUUGUAUUUGUUCACUUCCAAAAUUAGUACAUAUUCAUUAAGAGGGCUGAUACUACGGAUAGACAUGCUAGAAUCCACAAAGUAAUUUGUAUCCAAUAUAUACUAAGCUUUUUUAAACCCUUAGUGGAAAUUUUCUUCAAACACUUAAGAAUACAUGAAAUAUGUUUUUGGAGUCAAAAUAUACCACUUUUUCUGCCAUGACUAAUUCUUAAGUUUUCAAAGUGGAAUUGUUUACAUUUGGGUUACGUGUUAUGUUGUACAGACAGUAAGCAGAUUUGUUCAUUCAUUAUACACUGUAAAUUGUGGCUGUAAUUCAAAAAGAGGCAUAUUUAAUGUAAUGUAUUCUUGUUUGAUGGUACAUGUUAAAUGAAAGCUGAAAUAUCUUUUUGUAAAUGGAUUUUCUUAAAUUUUGCAACUAUGUUUGAGGAACAUGUACUGGUACUCCAUUUACUGGUAUAUUUAUGUUUUAUAAGCCGUGUGGUUCAUUUAGGCACUGCAAAAUGUUAUGCACAAUUAUAAUAAUAGAAAAUGUUUUGACGCUUACUUACUCAAAACAAGUUGAUUUGUUAAAUGUAUAAUAUAUAAAGGAAAGGUUUUGGAUGUUUUUAUGAUGUGUUUUGGUGUAUGUAUUAUUGUAAAAUAUCAUAAGAAGCAACAUUCUUUGAGAGUGUUUUGUGAAUAUAAAAAUGUGUUUUUUACAAAACUGUUUAAAUGCAUAGAACUGACUCACAGAUUACAUUUACAAUGUUGGUUCUGAUGAAUUGAUUUCUUUUGCAUAUUAAAAAAAGUUUGAGAAAUGCUGAAACGAAACUGAAGAUUGUUAUUAAAAAAGGGAUAUGUUUUGUUAUGGCUUAAUUUUUUUUUAAUUCAAAGACAGGUCUUGUUUGUUACAAACAAAACCACAUUUAAUAAAAUUGCAUCAAUUGUUUGUUACAUUAUUUUUUCCAUAAAUUGUGUAGUCAUUUUUGUAAAAGGCUGAUUUAACAAAAUCAAGUUACUGUUAACAUUGAUUGGUUGAUGUGUGAUUAAGUCAUAAUUGAUUGAUAAAUUUAUGAAUAUUUUAGCGUGCAAUGUUGUAAAUGUUGUUCUUGUUGCUAAUAGCUUUAUGUAGGCAAGGACAAUGACAAUGAUCCCAGUUAAAAUCACUUAAAAGAAGAAAAUAUGCAGUCUUUUACUCAUACAUAGAGGACAAUAUCUAGACCCUAUAUAGCAUGUCAUUUUCAUUGAUUGAUCACAUGUGCACAUACCCUUAAAAUAAAGUUGUUAGAUAACCCAUUAUUGUAUAAAACUUUUAAAAACUUGUAUAUUCAGCUGAGGUUGUUAUGUUUUUUUGUUAUGUAAUUUUACCCAGAUUAAUGUGAAUGCAAGCCUAAGUAUACAUGAUGCACAAUGUUGUGCACAUUACAUUACAUAGAGUUCACUUUAUUAGAUAUGCCAAAGGAAGUUUACACAUAUAAGUAUUAUUGAUUAUUCUCCCACCUCUGUACAUGAAGCUUAUAACUCAAUCAAUUUAUUGUACGGAUAUGCAUCAGUUGAGAAAAGAAAUGGACAAUACUGUGAUUGGAUCAGAGCAAAUAAUGGCCAACUUAAAAAUGGUUUUCUAUGUGUUUAAAUAAGUUAAUAAUGAAGUAUUCACAGCAUAUGAGCAGCAUUGUGCGAAAAUAGGUAGGAGCUGCCCUGUCCUCACGCAAGGCUGCUUAGUCUCAUAACUACCCAUCUGUGCACAAGAAUGCAGAGAAUAUCUCGAUCUACACUUAAAGAACAUUUAUUAAGACCAAUGUUGGCACAGUGACGCUCAUAUACGAGCCUUGUUCUGAGAAAACUGGGCUUAAUGCAUGUGUGUAAAGUGUCAUCCAUGAUUAGCCUGUACAGUCUGCACAGGCUAAUCAGGGACAACACUUUUUGCCUAAACUUGAUUUUCUGUAAUUGACUUCCUUGAAACAAAAAAUACCAUGAAAGCGGAAAGUGUAGUUCGUGUGCGGACCGCACAGGGUAAUCUGGGACGAUCCUUUGUGCACAUGUAUUUAAGCCCAGAUUUCUCAGAAAGCGGCUCAUAUGAUCGAUGUCAGAAUGUGCCGGAUCAGCUGAUGUGCACAUCAGACUGAUUGUAUCUUAUUGUUUACACAUGUAUUAUAUGUAUAGGUAAGAACUAUUUACUUAGGUUUGUUAUUCAAAUAUGAGAGUCUUUCUGAGAAAACUGGGCUUAAUGCAUGUGUGUAAAUUGUCAUCAGAGAUUAGCCUGUGCAGUCCACACAGGCUUAUAAUGGAUGACACCAUUCGCCAAGACAGGAGUUUUGUUUAGAGUAGAAAUCUUUUAAACAAAAAAAAGAAAAGAAAAAAAGCUGAAAGUGCCGUUUCUGAUAAGCCUGUGCAGACUGUACAGGCUAAUCUGGGGUGACUCUUCAGCCACAUGAAUUAAGCAAUGUUUUCCCAGAACGCAACUCAUGUUUUGGACAGAUUUAGUUCUGCUGCCUGCAGGCUUUAAAGCAUGUCUAAAUAUCCCCAGUUGCCUCGGCCUUGUUGGGCCAACGAUCAGAUAGGAAACAUUGAUCUUGCGUCUCUUGUUUUGUUGUUUAUUCUACUUCCUUAAGUAUAUUACUGAGGCAUCAUAUAAUUUGCUGCAGUAUUUAUUGUUACCAACAUUAAAAUAUGUGUAGCUAAAUGAUCUUUCAAACUUGUUUUUAGAGGAAGUCCUUAAGUUUUGUGAAUCUAUAUCAUUCUAGGGGACAUGCAUUGUUUUGUGAAAUGAGUAGUUGUUUUGAGAUUUAUUUGCUUGUACAAAUGUACAUGUCUGUUUUACCCCAUAUGUAGUGAUUGAAUGUUGAGGAUUCACACUGGUGUAGUUAUAUUUUGCUGUAAUGUUACAUUCAUAAUCUUAGUGAAGGAAUGACAUAAUUUAAAUACAAAAUAAAUCAUUUUAUCCAG
Dreissena polymorpha is the source of this 7811-nucleotide messenger RNA. Its product is annotated as serine/threonine-protein phosphatase 2A 56 kDa regulatory subunit epsilon isoform-like. The transcript is spliced from 13 exons. The record is from RefSeq and is a predicted model, not a curated record. Lineage: Eukaryota; Metazoa; Mollusca; Bivalvia; Myida; Dreissenidae. Bases 306 to 1742 code for a protein of 478 amino acids. Gene Ontology annotation, biological process: protein dephosphorylation; signal transduction. Gene Ontology annotation, cellular component: nucleus; protein phosphatase type 2A complex; cytosol. Gene Ontology annotation, molecular function: protein phosphatase activator activity.